This is a messenger RNA of Helianthus annuus (common sunflower), 1738 nucleotides long. RefSeq lists its product as uncharacterized. The record is from RefSeq and is a predicted model, not a curated record. NCBI's taxonomy places the organism in Eukaryota, Viridiplantae, Streptophyta, Magnoliopsida, Asterales, Asteraceae. Bases 365 to 1630 code for a protein of 421 amino acids. The transcript is spliced from 3 exons.
ACGGGCGCUCUCUCUCUCUCUCUCUCUUUUUUAUCAAUUUUUAUUUUUAUUUGUGGUCAUUUCUCACUAGAACCUAAUGCUGCUGGAUCAGUUAUAACAGCAGCUCAAGAUCAUCGAUCGAGUGGAUCAUUCAUUGUUAGGGUGCUGGUUUCUUUUGUUUUUCCGGGCAUUCAUGCUUAAGAGGGAGGGUUCCUUUGUUUUACCCCACGGAUUAACAUCUGUUUGUUAAGAGGGAGGGUGAAAGGGGGUCAGAUCUACUCUAUUCAUUAAGUCUUUUUUUUUCUUUUUUCAAAUCUGGGUUUUUCUUUUAAACCCUAAAAAAGAAAGAAAAAGAAGAUAUUUAAUUACUGGUUGUUUGAAUUGAAUGGAGUUUCUUAAAAUGAACAAGUUGAGGAGAAAGGGGCUUAAAGCCGACAGGGAGGCUGAGGAGCUCAUCAUCAAGAAAGAGAAGGAGGAUGCGAAUGGUGAGUUGGGGAAGGCGGUGGAUGGUGAUGAGGAGGAGGAGGACGAUGAUGAUUUCAUAAUGAAUGAGGUGAAGAGGAGGUUGAAGGAGCUCAGAAGAAACAGUUUUAUGGUGCUCAUUCCGGAAGAAGAAGCAUGCGGCGAAGAAGAAGAGGAAGAAAUGGAAAUGGAAAUGGAGGAGGGUGAAGGAGGCAGCUCCAACGAGUGGAGAGAUGUGGAAGAAGAAGGGCGACGCUUGUGGUCUUGUUUUGGUGCCUUCUAUGAUAAGUACUGCGACCGCAUGCUCUUCUUUGAUCGUCUGCUCCUCAAGCAAAUUAUUGCUUCUUCUUCUUCAAACAAUAAUAAUAAUCCCUCACCACCUGUCUCCAAGAAGUUCACAUCCCCCCUUCGGUGUCUCUCUUUGAAAAAAACCCAACUUCCUCCUCCUCAAGAUGAUGCAGCAGUAGAAGAGAAUGAUCCCUAUCUGGAUCUUGAGACUUCAUACGUCUCUCAUCUCUGCUUGAGCUGGGAGGCACUCCACUGCCAGUAUACGCAGCUAGCUUGUACUCAAUCUGAUGAUAAAUGUUACAACCACAGUGCCCAGCAGUUCCAGCAGUUUCAGGUUUUGCUGCACCGCUUUAUCGAAAAUGAACCUUUCCAGCCCGGCCCCAGGCCCCAAAUUUAUGCUCACUCCAGAAUUUCCUUUCCCAAACUUCUGCAGGUUCCAAAUAUAUCAGGUCAAGAGAUGACAGAAGAGGAAUCGGAUAUGUUGGUGCGCGCUCCAGACCUUAUCAGAAUAAUCGAAAGCUCGAUUCUUACUUUCCAGAUGUUCAUAAAGAUGGACAAGAAGAAGAAGCCAAAUGGUGUCCGGCAUCUGUUUGGAGGUCAAGGCCAGAACCAGAUGGCUACCCCUCUUCAGCAGGUUCAGUCUUCACUGGACAAGAGGAAGGUGAAGUUGAAGGAGCUGUGGAAGAGGAGGAAAGGGGGGAAGAAGAACGAGUGGCCUGCAACACAAGAGGAGGUGGAGUUGUUACUUGGACUGAUAGAUGUGAAGGUGAUGGGCAGGGUGCUGAGGAUGGUGAAGAUCAGCAAAGAGCAAUUGUUUUGGAGUGAAGAAAAGAUGAAGAAGCUAGAUUUUGUAUCUGCAAAACUACAAAGGGAUCCAUCUCCCAUUCUUUUCCCUUGUUGAUCAUGUACUUACUGCUUGUGUUCAAAUUCAACUUUAUAACAAACAAACGGGGAUUUUCUUUUGCUAUUCCAUCCAUAUUGCUCCCUCCUUCCCCAUGUUUCAUUUUCU